AUGACGUCUUCCCUCGAGCUCUCCCUCGAGACCAAAGAGGAUAAUCACAUCUCCCGCAAGAUCCUCUUCAGCGCGGUGGGUGAGUCUCUCUGCGGGAAGCAUCGCUAUUUCGACGAAUGGGUCUCUGGCUACUUUUCAUGGGGGAGCGAUUCUUUGGUGCUCUCGGGGCUGCUGUCUCUCCGUCAACAUUGGGUCGAAGACGGGCCUUUGUAUAGAGAUAAGGCCGUCGUGAUUCAUGCCACAGUUCAAUCGCCCCCAGGACCGAGCAUAUACUCGCAACAGACGCUCGGGGUUUUGACGGAUACAAUUGCAGGAGGCGAAGUGGUGAAUCACGCGUUCGAGGCGUAUUACCUAUCUUCUGACACGUUGGUGAAGCAAACUUUCGCGGUCCGCAUGGACGCGCUGCACGCCGAAUGUCCGGCGCUCGAAGAUUGGUGCGUGAAUAGGAACACGUUGCUUGAUUUGUUGGAGGACCCGGACGAAACAGAGCCCAAUGAACUGCUCAGCAUGCUCAAGGAUAACCUGGGUGAGGACAGCGAUUGGGAGGAUGGAGUGAACAACAGACUUCGAAGCGGAGAAGAAGAGGAUGAGGAAGGGGAAGAGGAUGUACGUAUGGCCGACGACGGAACUCCUACUCCCUCAAGAGGUCUGAGCGUAUCAGAACAGUUGGACUACGCUUAUGCCCACAAUGCAGCAGACAGGCCCCGUACGCCGAUUCUGGCCAGAGGCGCCAUCGACAUCCUGCGAACGCCAGUGAAGAUGGAAGACGAUAUGCUCGAGGCAUUCUAA
Postia placenta MAD-698-R-SB12 is the source of this 789-nucleotide messenger RNA. RefSeq lists its product as hypothetical. The record is from RefSeq and is a predicted model, not a curated record. Lineage: Eukaryota; Fungi; Basidiomycota; Agaricomycetes; Polyporales; Adustoporiaceae. Bases 1 to 789 code for a protein of 262 amino acids. The transcript has 3 exons.